AGACCCGGUGGGGCCUGGAGUCUGCAGAUGGAGGAGACCUGGCCUCAUUCCAGCCCCUCUGGGUUAUGUGGUGCCAGUUGGCUGGAACCUACUUCAGGCUUCACGGGUGCAUGGUUCCUGUCCAGGAAGUAGAGCACAGGCAGGAGUCGGACUGGUAAGAAACCCAGGCUAGGCUCUCAGUCAGAGGCCAGUCUCAGACUGGUUUUGAGGGUCACGGCCAAGGUUGACUUCCCUCACUAAAGGACUGGUGAGUGCCUUGGGGGAGGGGUGAGAGUAGAUCUGUGAAAGCUGGGGCAGUGGGCAAGAAAAACUCAGACUCAAACCUGAAGUGAAAUUACCAUGCGGCAAUGGAGGAGGAAAGAGUGGGUCAGAUAGCAUAGAUAAGCAAAGUGGCAGGCCACAGCCAUUGGUUACAAGCAGGGUGACCAAGGACAGGCAAGCAGCCAUUUACCUGAAAAUGGUUAGACUGGUAGCCAGACCUGCCUGACUGCCCCCGAGCCGCCAGGAGUCACCUGAAGCUGCUGUGCCUUCGAGUUGAAGGUGGUCCUGUGGUUUGGCAGAGGCAAAAUGGGAGACAUGGCUGACUGAUAGGUGGUCAGUAGGCACAUGUGAUCAGAUGGAUGGUGUAAGGGUGUGGUUAGUCUGUAGGGACUGAAUCAGGGACAACUUCAGGGAGCUGUGUGGAUGUUUACAGACCUACCCCGAGGGCUUUGGGUAGCCAUAUAAUAUCACAGGACCCCAGAUGGUCAAUCUCCAAAAGCAAUCUAGACAAUCCAGGACCUGGCCUCUUGAGGCCUUGUGUGGCUCCAAUGGCAGCCUCCCAGCUGGCCGCACUGGAAGGAGAGGAGUUGGGGGCUGUCGAGCCAGCCCCGACCAAGGCCUGCCCUGCCUCCUUGUACUCGGAGGGCCAGAGGCUAGCCCUGGAAGCACUGCUGAGCAGUGGUGAGGAGGCUUUCUGGGCCUGCGUGCAGCAGGAGAGGCUGCCCCCGUUUCUGAGUGCAGAUGAGGCUCAGGCCCUGGCUACAGCUGCUGAAGACUGGAUAGUACCGAGUCAGGAGCCUGGUGCAACAGGCACAGGGGCAGGCAUCGCUGAUGGGGACUUUGGCAGCCUGACCUACUGGCCUAGACAGUCUGAGGAGCCCGCACCCUCGCUGCGGCUGGGCUGGCCUGAAGACAUUGCCUGGAAGGGAAUCACCAGAGCACAACUCUACACCCAGCCACCAGGCGAGGGCCAGCCACCAGUUAAAGAGUUGGUACGCCAGGAAAUCCAGGCUGCUCGCAAGCUGGUGGCCGUAGUCAUGGACAUCUUCACCGACCCCGACCUGCUCAGAGACAUGGUGGAUGCUGCUACCCGCCGAUGGAUUCCUGUCUACUUACUGCUUGACCACCAACAUCUGCCAGCCUUCCUGGCACUAGCCCAGCAGUUAGGGGUGAACCUGUGGACCACUGAGAACCUGGAUAUCCGGACCGUACAGGGCCACACCUUCCAGAGCCGAAGGCGACGGCAGGUGAGCGGCCAUGUGCGGGAGAAGUUCCUGCUGCUGGACGGUGACAGGGUCAUCUCGGGAUCCUACAGCUUCACAUGGAGUGACUCACGCCUGCACCGGGGCCUGGUGACCCUGCUCACAGGAGAAAUUGCAGAUGCCUUCAGUCAGGAGUUCCGAGUUCUGUACGCAGCCUCCAGGCCGCUCCCACCAGCACCAGCUCGAAGCCCUUUGUUCAGUCCUCCUGAGGGCCCACAGUUGCCCCGAAGCCCACACCGUGUGGCCCUACGCUGUCCUGUGGCCCCUGUGGCCCCACUGCUGUCUGACGGGCCUUUGGCUCACCGCCUGGCUGCCUGUCACAUCCUCGAAGGGGACAGACGGGAGACCCCCACCACCACAGGGCCAGCUCUCAGUGACAUCUUGAGGAGUGUACAGCGCACCAGGACCACCAGUGGUCCCCCAACCCGACCCAGCCGCUCCUUAUGGGACCUCAGCCGCCUGUCACAGCUCUCUGGAUCCAGUGAUGGUGAAAAUGAGCCCAAGAAGUCUUGGGGCUCCAAGGACACUCCAGCCAGGGCCCUGAUGAGGCAGCGGGGCACUGGAGGUGGGCCCAGAGCUGAGAUGGAUCUCCGGUCACAGCCCUGGGUUGGUCCCCUACCGAUUCCAGCCCAACGCCGCCUGCGUUACCUUUCCCCAGCCCAAAGGAGACUGGGAGACAAUGCCACCACAUCAGACUGGGCCUCUGGCUCAGGUUCUGGAAGGCGACGCUGACAGGAACCCUGGCCAGAUGUGGCUGGCCAGCCAUGGGUCAGUUUAUAGCCCCAACCAGACGCUGGCUGUGUCUACGGCCUCUAGUCUAGGAUCUUGGCAGCAGAAGGGAUUGGCCUUUAUUGCUCUAGAAUUGGGUGAGCUCAUCAGAGCUAAGGGCUCAGUGUUAGCAUCUGGACAAUGGGCAGAGAGUUUCAGAGCAGCAGACAAGAUUGAUGCAAAGACAGGCACAGCUGCCUCACCAUGUAUUGUGUAAAGACAUAGUGGGGCAAGCCUACGACAGAGAAGACAUAGAUAAAGUGAGUCCAGGAGAGGAGAAUUAUGGGAAUGGAGGCUAAGGGGGGAUAUGGGCAAAGCUGAAAAAAAAAAAAGUCUGCAAAGUCCUGGGGACACUAGAAUAUGUCUGGAGUUUUCUGUGGGAGUUAAGGGAGGACCUCAGAGUGCUUUCCUGUAUUUCUGCUCAGAUUAAACUCCAAGAGCACAGACAUGUACCUCCACAGCCUUCCCAUCCCCAACCGUUACCUUCCCUGCCCACUCUGCUCCAGAGUCCAGACCCCAGCAUCCUCCCAAGCUCUCUUCAGACCCAGGGCUCCCCUCAGGUUUAGGGACCCAGGCCUGUGGGACAGUGGACCUGGCACCCUGCUGAAUUCAAGCUCAGGGCUGGGUCCCCAGCCGCUUGUAUCGUGUCAUGUUCUUGCGGUCGCUGAGUAGCCCAGGCUAGAUGUGAAUUUGCAAUCCUACGGCCUCUCCCUCCCAAGCAUGGAGUCACUGUGAGUCUCCCGCAGCACAAAUGCUUUCUGUCUGCAUGGUGUGUGGCUGGCUGCUCUGCCUGCUGGAUCCCCGGCCUGCCCCUGAAAGUGCAGCCCAGAGGAAGGGGUGGCUGGAGUGACAAGUUUAUUGUGAGGAUCCUGGGUUGGGGUCAUCAGAGGCUAGGCCAGGGCUGGGGCUAGGGCUGGGCUCAGUCUCGCCAUCAGGGCUGCCGUCCUCUGCGGACCUGUCCCAGGGGAAGCUCGGCAGCCCGUGCAUUUGCUCUCGGUAGACCUGGUCAAAAGUCUCACUCUGCGCCACAGUGAAGUGGUUCUUCCAGUCGCCACUGAUCCCUGGAGGGGACAUAGGAAGAGACCAGUAAGGAGCUGCUGGGGUACCUUCUUACUCCCCUCCCAGCCUUGUCGGAUGUUCCCUCAGCCUCCCUCAUCAGGACCAACCACACUUCCUGUGCCAGCUGACCAGAGUCCCCCAUGCUUACCGCCUCUUUCCCUUACACCUAGGUGACCCCAUGCCAGCCCUGUCCUUUGACCUCUGACCUCCCAGAUAUUUUCUCAGAACUCCCCUCCCUCUUGACACCCAAGCACCCAUUCAACAACCUUCAUCGACUCCUCUGGGAGCUGCCUCUGCCAGCACAAGUCUCUUCCACCCUAGUUCCCUUCAGAUACCCAACAUGGUCUCAGCACUCUUCUGACUUGAUGGCCAGUCCACCCCAGCCAGGCGAUCUAGAUUCUUCUCAUGAACAGACCAGUCUGAGUUCCUCAUAGCCAGAGAGCUGCCUCAGCAAGGUACCCCCGCCCCACAGCACACAAUCCUGAGUACUGGUCCCUCACGUCUCGUGACUACUAGGGCUCCACCUCUUGCCUGUGUGGCAAAGACUCUUUCGAAUAGCUUGUUAGAUUUUAGCUGUGUCACCUCUUGUCAAGUCUUGGAAUUUUGAACAUGAAAUCACCUAGCAGAAGGAUCUGGGGACGAGGGACUGACUUGAAUCACCUGGAGAUCCUGUGUGGUAGUUGUCCUGUUCUGUUUAGAGCCAGGGUCUCUAGUAUCCCAGGCUGACCUCAAGUCUAGCACUGAGAGGCAAGACUGAAUUAUUCUGCAUUGGGCAUUAGCUAAUAAAAAAGUUUCUGGGGACUUGAA
This is a messenger RNA of Rattus norvegicus (Norway rat), 4157 nucleotides long. RefSeq names its product scaffolding CK1 anchoring protein E (gene Sack1e). Gene Ontology annotation, molecular function: protein kinase binding. Bases 810 to 2255 code for a protein of 481 amino acids. Lineage: Eukaryota; Metazoa; Chordata; Mammalia; Rodentia; Muridae. The record is from RefSeq and is marked validated. The transcript has 5 exons. Gene Ontology annotation, cellular component: cytoplasm.